Messenger RNA from Hevea brasiliensis (rubber tree), 3056 nucleotides. RefSeq names its product two-component response regulator-like PRR37. The transcript has 9 exons. The record is from RefSeq and is a predicted model, not a curated record. Gene Ontology annotation, biological process: cytokinin-activated signaling pathway; phosphorelay signal transduction system. Gene Ontology annotation, molecular function: protein binding. Bases 310 to 2673 code for a protein of 787 amino acids. Lineage: Eukaryota; Viridiplantae; Streptophyta; Magnoliopsida; Malpighiales; Euphorbiaceae.
CUUGCCUUUGGCUUCAUUGUUUCCCGACCAGUUUCCUGCGAAAUUUUCUUUCUCUUCAAACAAGCCCUAGAAAAAGUGAGAAAAUAAUGGCUUGAGUUUUUAAGCUUUAAUUAAUUAAUCUUCAAUUUCUUCAUUCAAUUUUUUUUUUUAAUUUGGGUGAAGUUGGUGACAGAAUCGAGCUCGCAUGAAGUUUGUAAGGAUUUGCUGAGAUGUUGUAUUUAUAGAGGUUGCUUCUCGUGGAAUAAGGGAGGUUUUUUAAUCCAUUCUAUCUAGCAUGUUUCUCAUUAUUGGUCUUUUGGAAUCUGGUUGAUGUUGAUAGUUCAAAUGAAUAGUAAUGGUCCCAUGUCCAGUGAGCUGGCUAAACUAAAUCAUGAUGUACAAGAUGAACACAAGGAAACAAGGGAUGGGGUCAUUGGUGAUGGCCAGGAGCUUUCUGAGGAAGAUGAGUCACGGAUUAAUGACGAAGUAGAAGAUGUGAAUGAUGGGUGUAUGAAAGUAGUGCAGGUCCAGGCCCUUGUCUGGCCUGCUAGGCAGCAGCAACAUCCUCAAGGGCCUUUGGUUCGCUGGGAGAAGUUUCUGCCUCUUAGAUCACUAAAGGUUCUGCUGGUGGAGAAUGAUGAUUCAACUCGCCAUGUUGUCACUGCAUUGCUAAGAAAUUGUGGCUAUGAAGUUACAGCAGUAGCAAACGGUCUUCAGGCUUGGAAAAUUCUAGAAGAUCUAACCAAGCAUAUUGAUCUGGUUUUAACCGAGGUAGUCAUGCCUUGUUUAUCAGGCAUUGGCCUUUUAUGCAAGAUUAUGAACCACAAAACUUGCAAGAAUACUCCUGUGAUUAUGAUGUCUUCUCACGAUUCCAUGAGUAUAGUCUUUAAGUGUUUGUCAAAGGGAGCAGUUGACUUUUUAUUGAAGCCUAUUCGAAAGAAUGAGCUUAAAAACCUUUGGCAGCAUGUUUGGAGAAAAUGCCACAGCUCUAGUGGCAGUGGGAGUGAAAGUGGCGUAUGGACUCAAAAACCCAGGAAGUCAAAAAGUGCUGAGUCUGACAACACCACCGGCAGCAAUGAUGAGGAUGAUAUCGGAAACACUGGUUUGAAUGCAAGAGAUGGAAGUGACCAUGGAAGUGGCACUCAGAGCUCUUGGACAAAAAGGCCCAUAGAAGUUGACAGCCCAAAACCAAUGUCACCAUGGGAGCAGGUAGCUGCCCCUGCUGAUAGCAGUUGUGCCCAAGUUGUACAUUCAACGUCUGAAGCAUUUGGCAAUAACUGGGAGCCUGUGACCAUGCUGGAGUGUGAGGGGCAGGAUGAUGAUCACGGCAAUGUCGUGGGCAAGGACCUGGAGAUUGGAGUACCUAGAGUUCCAAAUUUGCAGCCUGAACAUCCAAGUGAAAAAGUAGUGGCUUUCGCAGCAGGCAAUAAUGGAGAGAAACUUCCUGAAAUAAACUCAAAGAACAAUGUUGAGCAAAUAGAGAAAGCACAACUAGAGUUUAUCAACAGUGACAAACCCAAGGGGGAAUCGAGAAACCAAGCAGCUGAUGGUAUGGGUGUAAUCAACAACAGUACUGAUCCUCAGAUAGGAAGUACAGUACUUGACAUCCCAAACAGUCCCUCCAAGGUAUCGAAUCAUAAACAUAAGGUUGUCAAUGAAACUAAGGUGAUCCCAUCUCUUGAGCUUAGGUUGAAGGGGCUUCGAGAUUUUGGAGAUACCGGGACCAUUGCUUAUGACCGAAAUGUUCUUAGACAUUCAGACCUCUCAGCAUUCUCAAGGUAUAAUGCUGUUUCAACCGCUAAUCAGGCUCCAACAGGGAAUGUGGGCAGCUGUUCUCUACUUGAUAAUAGUUCAGAGGCAGUAAAAACAGGCUCUCUGCAAAAUUUUCUUUCGAACUCAAUUAGUACCCCUCCCAUUCAGCAUUCCAAUGGCAGUAAUAACAACAAUGACGUGGGUUCCAUUACUAAUAAUUCAUUCACCAAACCAGCAGUAUGCAGUGAGAAGCCUAAACGCAAAUCUACUGUUAAAGAUCCACAUCCCUCAUCUACUUUCCAGGCAGUGCAGAAUGGCCAUAUGCUUGUCCCUCAACCUACAAUGCAACGUAAGGAUGAUGAUGCAAAAACUAUUUUAACCCAAGGAAGAGACACAAAACACCAGGUUCAAUUGGAACACCACCAUCACCGUUACCAUUACCAUCAUCACCACCACCAUGUUCAUAACAUGCCCCAGCAACAGCAGCAGCUUACCAACCAUGAUGAUUCAUUAUUGAAAACUAUGUCAGCUGCAGCUCCCCAGUGUGGUUCGUCUAACAUGUUGAGCAGAGCAAUAGAUGGCAAUGUUGGUAAUUAUAGUUUGAAUGGGAGUGCAUCAGGAAGUGAACAUGGAAGCAGUGGACUGAAUGGAAGCAGUAUCGCUCUAAAUCCCACGGAAGCAAACAUUGAGAGAAAUAAUGGAGUAGCUGGAAAACUCAGAGCAGGAUGUGGAAUUAGGAGCAUAAUUACUAUUGAUCAAAACCGUUCUGCACAAAGAGAGGCUGCUUUGAACAAAUUUCGCCAGAAGAGGAAAGAGAGAUGCUUUGAUAAGAAGGUUCGAUAUCAAAGUAGGAAGAAACUGGCAGAACAAAGACCACGCAUUCGAGGACAAUUUGUACGACAAGCAGCAAAUGGAAUUAAAGAUAAGGAUGCAUUUAGCUAACCAGACCCUAUCCCCUAUUGUGCUGUGGAAUCAUGUGCAUGAGAUUGUUAAUAGCUGUACAUGGGAGUAGCAUUUAGAUUCCAUUGGGGCAAUAUUUGGGUGUUAGGCGGUAAAAGUUACAGCUCUCUCACUAUCAAGACUAUACAAAUGACAAAUCAUAGAAGAACAUCUCGAACUAUUGUUAUGGAAAUCAUAGAGGAACAUCUUGAACUAUUAUUAUGGACUAAUGUGGUUCCUAUUGUUAUGUACUAUUACGACCAGAAGGUAAUCCUUGAAAGGUUAGCCUUCUCUAAUAAAGAAACUAGACAUGGUGCAAUGUAGUUUUAUAAGACUGUUCAUGAACCCAGUUCCAUAGAGGGGUGUUUGAAAGACUUUUUCACCAA